GGGCCGUCUGGGCCAUAGCAGAGGAGAGGGGCAGCGUGCCUGGCACAGCAAAGCCGCCGUCAUGGAAGAGCCGGGACACCGCGGGGGACAUGCUGUCCUGGGGAUGGUGGGGCGGGGAGAUGGCCUCUGACCGUACAGAGGCACUAUCGCUGAAGAGCUGGGACAGGAGGACAACCAGAGGAAGGAGGGGCCGGCCGCGGAAGCCAGCCGCCCCGAGGACAGCGCCAGGGAGGCGUCGGGGCAAAGGGGCGGCCACAGCAAAGAUGCCCAUUGGAGAAAGUGAGGCCGAGGUGUGGACCACCCCAGGGCCAAAGAGAAGGAGAACAGGAGGAGCAGCCCCCACGGCCUCCCAGGCCACCCCGCCUUCCGCCCCUUUCCAGGGCCUCGCCACACAGAGAGGCCAGAGGCUGCGGGCCAGCAAUUUCCGCUCUGAGCCCCAGUGGGAUUUUGAGGAAAAUUACAGCUUGGACACUGGGGGCCGACAGACGACCUGCCCUGACUCACUGAAGGUCAGAGCCUCCAAGUCACUGUGGUUCCGGGAACUCUUUCUGGCCAACCUCACCCUCUUCCUGGACUCCAGACAUUUCAACCGGAGUGAGUGGGACCGCCUGGAGCACUUUGCCCCGCCCUUCGGCUUCAUGGAGCUCAAUUUUUCCUUGGUGCAGAACGUGGUGACACGCUUCCCCCCAGUGGCGGAGCAGCAGCUGCUCCUGGCCAGCCUCCCAGCGGGGAGCUCCCGGUGCGUCAGCUGUGCCGUGGUGGGCAACGGGGGCAUCCUCAACAACUCCCGCAUGGGCCGAGAGAUAGACGGCCACGACUACGUGUUCCGCUUGAGCGGAGCUGUCAUCAAGGGCUACGAACAGGAUGUGGGGACUCGGACGUCUUUCUACGGCUUCACUGCCUUCUCCCUGACCCAGUCACUUAUUAUACUGGGCAGUCGGGGCUUCCAGCACGUGCCUCUGGGGAAGGAUAUUCACUACCUGCACUUCCUGGAAGGCACCCGGGACUAUGAGUGGCUAGAAGCACUGCUUCUGAAUCAGACCCUGGUGAAAAAUAACCUCUGGUCCAGGCGCAGGCCCCUGGAAGCUUUUCGGGAAGCCUUGCAUCUGGACAGGUACAUGUUGCUGCACCCAGACUUGCUCCGCUACAUGAAGAACAGGUUUCUGAGGUCUAAGACCCUGAACACUGCCCACUGGAGAAUAUACCGCCCCACCACUGGGGCCCUUAUGCUGCUCACUGCCCUUCAGCUCUGUGACCAGGUGAGUGCUUAUGGCUUUAUCACCGAGGGCCAUGAGCACUUCUCUAAUCACUACUAUGAUAAGUCAUGGAAAAAAACGAUCUUUUACAUCAACCAUGACUUCAAUUUAGAGAAAACACUGUGGAAGCGGCUACAUGAUGAAGGUAUAAUCUGGCUCUACAAGCGUCCUGUGACUUCCACACCAAAGAUCUGACCUGGCUACAGCAGUUCCUUCAGCCCACCCAAGGUGCAGGGUGCGGUGGGAGUCUGAGACCGUUCUAGCAUUUUCCCAGGGCUCAGACCAGCUCCAAGCUCCCCAGACUUGCAAGGGAACAAUGAUGUGGUAGCGGGGCUGUCCUCAGGGCUGCAGACCUCUGACAGCUUUGGGGGACUUUGGAAAGUUGCUGCAGGUCUGUUCCGUGGAAGGGGCACUCUGCUCUUGAGACCAAGGAGUUUUAACUAAACGGGGUGAUGAGUGGUUAAUACCAUGACUCCUGCUGAAAUCAUCCUUCAUGGCCCAAAAGUCACCUGGUGCAGGGGAAAGAGCCUGACCUUCUGGAGACAAAGAGAUUUGGAUUUGAAUUCCAGAUCUUCUAUUGAGUUGCUGUGAAGUCUUGAAGGCAUUAUUUAAUUUCACUCUAGAUCAUCUAGAGGAGCCCUCCAGGGGUUAUCUGCUUCUCGAAGGAUCUGUGCCUUUCCUUGCCAUUUGAGCUACAUGACAACUCUCAGGGUUGUAGAAAACUGAUAAUUAAAAAAUGGAGAUGCAAGUAAAUUAUGUACAAUAAAGAUGCAGGCAAUGAUUCUCCUGUGGCUGGAGACCAGUUUUGUACCUAUUAGCAAAUUCAUUUUUGCAUUCCUGAUUGUCCCUGUGCGUGUCUGGACUUCGGGUUGUCCUCUGAACCAGUGUUACAUCUUACUAGUUUCUCCAUUGAUUAGUGAGCUCAAUAAAUUCUUUAGCAUGUG
This is a messenger RNA of Manis pentadactyla (Chinese pangolin), 2200 nucleotides long. RefSeq names its product ST6 N-acetylgalactosaminide alpha-2,6-sialyltransferase 1 (gene ST6GALNAC1). The transcript is spliced from 8 exons. The record is from RefSeq and is a predicted model, not a curated record. Bases 90 to 1451 code for a protein of 453 amino acids. Gene Ontology annotation, molecular function: alpha-N-acetylgalactosaminide alpha-2,6-sialyltransferase activity. NCBI's taxonomy places the organism in Eukaryota, Metazoa, Chordata, Mammalia, Pholidota, Manidae.